Messenger RNA from Brettanomyces nanus, 2322 nucleotides. RefSeq lists its product as uncharacterized. Gene Ontology annotation, cellular component: nucleus; preribosome, small subunit precursor. The record is from RefSeq and is a predicted model, not a curated record. Gene Ontology annotation, molecular function: U3 snoRNA binding; GTPase activity; GTP binding. The transcript has a single exon. Bases 1 to 2322 code for a protein of 773 amino acids. NCBI's taxonomy places the organism in Eukaryota, Fungi, Ascomycota, Pichiomycetes, Pichiales, Pichiaceae. Gene Ontology annotation, biological process: endonucleolytic cleavage of tricistronic rRNA transcript (SSU-rRNA, 5.8S rRNA, LSU-rRNA); ribosome biogenesis; maturation of SSU-rRNA from tricistronic rRNA transcript (SSU-rRNA, 5.8S rRNA, LSU-rRNA).
AUGGCAGGACAUCGUACCACACUUAAGAAGUCUCAGAAAGCUUUUAAAAGUGGUCAUGCCUCGAAAAGAUCCAUUAAGGCUGCAAGUAAAGGUAAAGUGGAGAAAAGUGAUAUCUCAGGACCCAAGACAGACAAGGUCCAGACGAAGUCCAAUAGAAAGAACCUAGCCAAACAAUUAAAGAAGAAUAAGAUUAUUAAGACCUUGAAUCAACGUGCUUUGUUUGCAAAUGGCAGAACGGAGCGGAUUAUCACUUUCAUUCCGUUGACCUCUAAUCUCACUGCCAAAGAUAUGGUUAAUCAGUUACUGAAGGACGAAGGUAUAACCGUUCAAGAAGAAAUUUGCGUCAAGUCUCUUUUAAUCCAUCGUUACAAAGCAAAUUUGAAGGUGAUAUUACCCGAUAUGUCCAGUUUUACAGCGGUCCUUGAUGCUGCAAAGGUUGCUGACUUCGUUGUCUUUGGCCUCAGUGCUACCGAGGAGGUGGAUCCAAAUUUUGGAGAACAGAUUAUCAGAGCAGUGGAAUACCAGGGUAUAGCAUCGACUUAUUGCAUGGUGCCUGAUGUUGUCAGCACCUUUCCAAAGAAGAAGAAUCUUCAAGAAGACAUUGCAAAAUCGCUUUAUUCUUACUUUGGCCAUUUCUUCCCUGACUGUCAGAAACUAUAUAUGACGGAGAAUCAGUCGGAUUCGUUGAAUCUGUUGAGAAACCUCUGCCAGAAGUUCCCAAAAUCUGUUCGUUGGAGAGAUGCUCGUGGCUUCAUGAUUGUCGACCAUAUAAGCACUGCUGUGAAAAAUAAUGCGCAGAAUGACGAAGGAUACUUGGUUGUUGAAGGUACUGUGAGGGGAAGUGGAUUCUGUGCCAACAAUUUGGUUCAAUUGGAUGAUUUGGGAGAUUAUCAGGUUGAUAGAUUGGAGAGAUUGGCCAAGAAUGGUGAUGUGUCAGAAAAUAUAGUUGCAGAUGAAGAGAUCCGAGAAAGCUUGGAUGAAUUAUUACCAAUAGAGGACGAGCAGAUGGAUGAAGAUAUUCAAGAAGUAGAUGAAGAAGAAAAUGGGAACGGAAUGGAAGACCCUUAUGAUCUUGUGAAGAGAGAUGUUCAAGAAACUAUCCAUCACCAUAGGAAAUUGCCUAAGGGAGUCUCUGCGUAUCAAGCCAAAUGGCUAUUAGAUGAUGAUAUUAAUGAGAUGAUUGAAGAAAGAGGGGAGGCAUCCGAUACUGAUGAUGAGACUAGACCUGAAAUGCCAUAUAGACCCGAAGAUCAGUUUGAAGAAGGAGAUCUCAGGAGGGAUCACGCACAGAAUAAAGAAAUGGAAAUGGAAUCUGAUGAUGGUGAGGAAAAUUCCCAAAUGGAGACGGAUCUAUUACCUGAAGAGGAGGCCAGACAGUUAGAGCUGUUCAAGAAGAGAGCCAAAGAGGAAUUGGAAUUUCCCGAUGAGAUCGAGCUACACCCAGAGGAAAAAGCUGUUGAUAGACUCCGUAAAUAUAGAGGAGUGAAAUCCCUUUCAGACUGUCUUUGGGAUUACGAUGAAGAAGAUUCCAGUAGACCAUCUGAAUGGCUAAGAUACCUUCGAGUCAAAAACUAUGAUGCCACGAGAAAGAGGAUUGGCCAGCAGUACCAAAAGGCCGUGGAUGUGAGAGCGGGAGAGAAAUGCAGGAUGUAUAUUACAGUUUCUGCUGGCGUAUUAAACCAAAUGCGGAAUCCGGCUGUCGUCCCAUUUGUUGUCUAUGGACUAUUUGCACACGAACAUAAACUUGCAGUCUGCAAUUUUGCAUGCCAGACGUGGGAAAGCUACGCGUUGCCUAUAAAGUCAAAGGAGUCCAUCUACGUUCAGUAUGGAUCCAGAAGAGUGGCAGUACAGCCCCUGUUUUCGCAACCUUCGCAUAAUCCUAAUAAUUUGUCCAAGUUUGUGAGAUUUCUACAGGUUGGGUCUUCAGCUGUUGCUACAGUCGUGGCACCUAUCAGUUUCACAACCUCUCCAGCAUUAUUCUACAAGCAAACGGAGGAUGGAAAGGUGCAAAUCAUGGCUCAAGGUACGUUCAUGAAUUCCGACUAUACGAGAAUAAUAGCCAAGAGAUCUGUAUUAACUGGGGAGGUUCUUAAGAUUCAUAAGACAACUGUCACUAUUAGGUAUAUGUUCUUCCACUACGAAGACGUUUUGGCCUAUCAAAAUGUCCCAUUGUUCUCUAAGAUGGGACGUUCUGGCCUUAUUAAGGAGUCUUUGGGAACCCACGGUUACCUUAAGGCUACGUUUGAUGCAAAACUUAAUGCACAGGAUAUUGUUGCUAUGGCAUUGUAUAAAAGGAUGUGGCCUCGAAACGCUACAAAUUAA